AUGUCCCUGUCAAAAGACCAGGUUCUUCUGGACUUGAUUGCAGCUGCUUUGGCAGUGCUGGCUAACUUUCGCGCCACUGUCCAGCAUGGGCUGCCACUGGAGAUUGGUGAUACUGUUCAGAUUUUGGAGAAAUGUGAAGGAUGGUACAGAGGGUUCAUUAUAAAGAAUCCAGCAGUGAAGGGGAUAUUCCCAUGGUCCUACGUUCACCUCAAAAAUGCUCACAUUAAGAACAAAGGGCAGUUUGAGACAGUCAUUCCGACUGAAGACUCUGUCCUCUCCGAGGUGACUGUCACUCUGCGGGAGUGGGGCACUAUGUGGAAACAGCACUAUGUGAAGAGGAAUGGAGAAUUGUUCCACAGACUGUGGCAUGUAAUGAAUGAGAUCCUGGAUUUGCGGCAGCAGGUGUUGGUUGGCCAUUUAACCACUGACCGGCUGAAUGAUGUUAAACAGCACAUCACUGCACGGCUGGACUGGGGCAAUGAGCAGCUGGGUUUGGACCUGGUCCCCAGGCGGGACUUCAGUAUGGUGGACCCUGAUGAGGUUAGCAUCACAGAGCUGUACCGGCUGAUGGAGCGGAGACAUCGUAUGAAAGAAACUCCCCUGCAGGCCAACAUGCAUCACCUGUUUGUCCAGAUAAAGAGUCUGAUUGGCUCCAGCCUGGGGGAAGACCUUGAAGCGUUUGUCUCCAUCUACGACAGCCGGGAAAGUCAACCAAUCUGUGAGAGGUUCUUUGUAAGACUGAAUAAGCAGGGGCGUCCCAAAUGCCCAGAGCAGACAGAGAGGCAGUGUACCCUCUUUGUUGAUUUGGGGAGUAGCGAUCUACGAAAAGAUGUGUAUGUUGUAGCUCAUAUUAUUAGACUAGGCCGUAUGGUGGCGGGAGAGAAGAAGGGUGUGUCAAACACUCAGUACCGGCGUCCGUUUGGCUGUGCCGUCAUCAGUAUAGCUGACCUCCUGACCGCCGACUCAAAGGAUGAUCACCUGCUCAAGGUUUAUUCAUGCAACACAGAAAAUGAGUGGUACCAAAUUCAUGACAACAUCAUUCGUAAGGCAAGCUCCAGGUAUAGUCACGCCGGCUCCAACACUGGUUUGUCAGUCUUUUUCCAGCUCCUUCAUGGGGACUUGGAGCAGAUUCGUAAGGACUACAUGCGUCUCUUCACACGCAACGUCUCCAUCACCAGGAGACUGGGUUUCUCUGACAUCAUCAUGCCAGGUGAAACGAGGAAUGACCUGUACCUGACCUUGGAGAGAGGAGAAUUUGAGAAAGGGGGGAAAAGUGUUGCCCGAAAUGUGGAGAUAGCCAUGUACCUGCUGGAUGGAGAUGGCCAAAUUCUCAAGGGUUUGGUGUGUGCAGGCUCAGGUGAGCCGGGUGUGGACCAGUACCACUCUCUGGUUUUAUAUCACAGUAACAGCCCCCGCUGGGCUGAACUCAUCAAACUGCCCAUCCCUCUGGACAUGUUCCAUGGCACACACCUCCGCUUCGAAUUCAGACACUGCUCCACAAAGGAGAAAGGGGAGAAGAAGCUGUUUGGGUUUUCGUUUGUGCCUCUGAUGCAGGAUGAUGGGAGAACUUUGCCUGACGGGACCCACGAGCUCAUCGUACAUAAGUGUGAGGAGACCACUAACCUACAGGAAACAUCUCGCUACCUCAACCUGCCCUUCUCAAAGUUGCGUCUGCAGACAGGGAACAACCAGACAGUGAAAAAUAGCAAAGAGUCCUUCUGGAUCAUCUCCUACCUGUGCUCCACAAAAUUCACUCAGAAUGGUGACAUUCUGGACUUUCUGAAGUGGAGUGCCCAGCCAGAGAAAAUCAGUGAUAAUCUGUCCAAACUAAAGACCACCGAUGGCACUGAGAUUGUUAAGUUUCUUCACGACACGCUGGAUGCCCUGUUUGGCAUUCUGGAUGAAAGCCCUCAGAGAUAUGGACUUAAGGUUUUUGAUUGCCUGGUAUAUAUAAUAAAUUUACUGCAGAACAGUAAGUUUCAGCAUUUCGGGCCAGUCAUGGACAAGUACAUUGAGAAUCACUUUGCAGGUGCUCUGUCAUACAGAGACCUGAUCAGAAUACUGAAGUGGAACCUGGACAGAAUAAUUGAUGCUGAAUACCAGGAACAGGCCCAGCAGGUUCUAAAGGCUACAGAGUACCUAUUUAAAUACAUCGUACAGUCACGGAGACUGUACAGCACCGCCAGUAAAGGCCAGAAUGAAGACGAGUUCCACUGCUCCAUCCAUGAGCUCUUCAAAUCCAUCCAUUUGUUCCUGUCCCACAAGAGCAAGGGUAUCAGCCCGGUAAUACACACACAGGCUGUGUUCCUGAGGUCUUUUCCAACAGUGUGUUGUGAGCUGUUGAAGAUCUUUCCAGUAAGGGAAGUGGCCAGCCUGGCCCGAGACACACUGAACAGUUUGCCAGCUCUCUCACACACAGACUGCUCCUUGCAGGCUGUCAAGCUCCAGUGCAUCGCUAAAACAGUGGAGAGUCCUCUGUACACUAAUGCAGAGUCUCGCUGUGUGCUGCUCCCAGUGGUUUUGCAUCUUCUUCAUAUGCACAUGCAGGAACAGAGAGAACUGGUGCUGUGUGCUAACAUCCUCACCAGUAUGCUGUCACUCACAAACAGGGACGCUAAGGAGUGUAUGGCAUCUAAGGAGGUGAAUGUGAUUAUGGACAGUCUGUCUAGAGUGUUAUUGAGGACCAUACUGGAGGUGACAAACCGGCCACAGCCUGCUGGGACAGCUCUACACCUGCAAUACCAGGAUGUUACAGGAGAGUUUGUGGCCUGUUUGCUGACCCUACUCCGACAGCUGAGUGAUAAGGACUAUCAGCAGAUCCUUGGCAAGUUCCCCAGCAAAGAGGACCUCACAAACUUUCUCCUCCAGUUAUUCACAGUUUUCCGAAUCCUCACCCGCCCAGAUAUGUUUCCCAAGGACUGGACUGUCAUGAGGCUGGUGACCAACAACGUCAUCAUCAGCACUGUGCUCUAUCUGUCUGACACACUGAGAAACAACUUCCUCAAUGAGAAAUUUGACUACAAAGUCUGGGAGUCCUAUUUUUACCUUUCCAUCAUAUUCAUCAGUCAGCCCUGUCUCCAGCUGGAGAUGUUCCCUCCAUCCAAGAGGAAGAAAGUGCUGGAAAAUUAUGGCGACAUGAGGGUGAUGUUUGGUUGUGAGGUCUUCAGUAUGUGGCAGGGCUUAGGUGAGUAUAAACUAAAUUUGAUUCCCACCCUGAUUGGGCCAUUUCUGGAGGUGACGCUGGUCCCACAGCCAGACCUGAGAAAUGUUCUCAUCCCCAUGUUCCACGACAUGAUGGAGUGUGAGCAGAGGAGGAGUGGCAACUUCAAACAGGUGGAGACCAGGUUGAUUGACAAACUGGAAAGUCUGAUGUCUGAGGGGAAGGGGGACGAGACAUACAAAGAGCUCUUCAGUAACAUAAUCCCACUGUUUGGUCCCUACCCAAGCCUGCUGAAGAAGAUAGAGAGAGAGACCUGGAGAGAGAGUGGUGUGUCCCUAGUCGCCACUGUCACUCGACUCAUGGAACGACUUCUAGAUUACAGGGACUGUAUGAAGAUUGGAGAAGUUGAUGAAAAAAAAAUGGGUUGCACAGUCAAUCUCCUGAAUUUUUAUAAAACAGAGCUGAACAAGGAGGAGAUGUACAUUCGUUACAUCCACAAACUCUAUGAGCUUCAUCUGAAAGCCCAGAACUACACAGAGGCAGCCUACACUCUCCUGUUGUAUGACGAGCUGUUGGAGUGGACGGAGAGACCACUCAGGGAGUUCCUGUCCUACCCUAUGCAGAGCGAGUGGCAGAGGAAAGAGUGUCUACACCUCACCAUCAUCCACAACUUCGACAGGGGCAAAUGCUGGGAGAACUGCAUCAUUUUAUGUCGAGAGCUGGCCAGUCAGUACGAGGCAUAUUACGACUACAGGAAUCUGAGUAAGAUGAGGAUGAUGGAGGCGUCCCUGUAUGAUAAGAUCAUGAAUCAGCAGCGAUUGGAGCCGGAGUUCUUCAGAGUUGGAUUCUACGGCAGGAAGUUCCCAUUUUUCCUGAGGAAUAAGGAGUUUGUGUGUCGGGGGAAUGACUAUGAGCGUUUGGAGGCUUUCCAGCAGAGGAUGCUGUCUGAGUUCCCACACGCAAUUGCAAUGCAGCAUGCCAACCAACCCGACCAGACCAUCCACCAGGCAGACGCACAGUACCUGCAAAUUUAUGCUGUAACUCCAGUACCUGAGAGGCAGGAGGUUCUGCAGAGGGACGGCGUUCCCAACAACAUCAAAAGCUUCUACAAAGUCAACCACAUCUGGCGGUUCCGCUACGACAGGCCCUUUCAUAAAGGCACCAAGGACAAAGAGAAUGAGUUCAAGAGCCUGUGGGUGGAGAGGAUGACCCUGAGCCUGGCCCAGAGUCUGCCUGGCAUCUCUCGCUGGUUUGAAGUGGAGAAACGUGAAUUGGUGGAGAUGAGCCCAUUGGAAAACGCAAGUGAAGUGAUACAGAAUAAAACGCUGCAGCUGAGGACUCUGAUAGCCCAGUGCCAGACCAGACAAAUGCAGAACAUUAACCCGCUGACCAUGUGCCUGAACGGAGUCAUCGACGCUGCUGUAAACGGAGGCCUCGCACGCUAUCAGGAGGCUUUCAUUGCUAAAGAUUACAUAGCCAAUCAUCCAGAGGAUGCCGACAAGAUCACACGCCUCAGAGAGCUCAUGAUGGAACAGGCACAUAUUUUAGAGUUUGGCUUGGCUGUACAUGAGAAGUUUGUACCUCAGGACAUGCGACCACUGCACAAAAAGCUUGUCGACCAGUUUCACAUGAUGCGCUCCAGUCUGAGAAUACAGCCACAGGAGUUUCCUGUGUACAUGCGUGUAAGCCCACUACACUUCACCAGUGGCAGCCCCCGCACCUGCCGCAUGCCCAUUCCCAACACUAUCAGUCCAGAUGGAGGGGGGCGCAUGGUGGCCAGACACAGUCCCCUCAGUUACCCGGCCGUCAACCGCUACUCCUCAUCCUCACUGUCAUCACAGGCGUCCAAUGAAGUGAGCAAUAUCACUGGCCAAUCAGAAAGCUCUGAUGAGGUUUUCAACAUGCAGCCAAGUCCAUCUACCUCAAGCCUCAGCUCCAAUCAUUCAGGCUCACAUAAUGUGACCAGUUCUGCCCCCUCCAGCACCAGAGCCUCUCCCUUACCAUCCGACAAACACAAGCAUUCGAGAGAAAAUGCCUGUCUGUCACCCAGAGACAGGCUCUGCACUGCCAUCUGUUCCAGUCCUCUGGAUCCAUCUCAGAGAGUAAUGCCCCUCCAGAUAGUGGACAGCACGCUGCCCCGCUGUGAAUCUACCACGCCCUCUGCUGACACAGCUCCUCUGGUGAAGAACGUGAGGUCACUGUCUCCAAUUCCAGCAGUGCGGUCUCCUCAGAAGAUAGCUGCACCUCCUCUGACUCCCUCUCCCACUGAUGGCCUGCCCUCGAGCAGCCUUGUGUCGAACUCCCCAGCAUGGUCUGGCAGCUACAGCAGCGGCAUCUCCUCUCUGAGUCGCUGCAGCAUGUCCGACACCUGCAGUGUGGACCCAGCACCCCCUGACGCACCACUGCCCCUACCCGUCUCCAAUGAAGCUCCUAUCCGCCGAGGGAGUAAGACUCCCCCACCUUACAGCGUUUAUGAACGCAACAAUCCGCGACGCACGACUCCAUUGCCUUAUAGCCUGUCUGUGCCCUCUAGUGCCGAUAACCCCACUCUGCCCAAACCCCACCUUAGUCGCACGCAGAGAAUCAACUCUGAGCCCCGUCAGAGAGCUGUGCCCAGGAAGGUGUCCCAGCUGUAG
This is a messenger RNA of Chanos chanos (milkfish), 5796 nucleotides long. It is a transcript of the gene dock4a, whose product is annotated as dedicator of cytokinesis 4a. The record is from RefSeq and is a predicted model, not a curated record. Gene Ontology annotation, molecular function: guanyl-nucleotide exchange factor activity; small GTPase binding. The coding region runs from base 1 to 5796 and encodes 1931 amino acids. The transcript is spliced from 52 exons. Gene Ontology annotation, biological process: small GTPase-mediated signal transduction; cell chemotaxis. Gene Ontology annotation, cellular component: cytoplasm; plasma membrane. NCBI's taxonomy places the organism in Eukaryota, Metazoa, Chordata, Actinopteri, Gonorynchiformes, Chanidae.